GUUCCUUCAAACCAGCAUGGAUGAGCUCAUGUCGACAAUCCGAUGGGACUUGCUGUGGCAAGCGAUCACGCAGCGCAUUUACAAAGACAUCAUUCGGCCCCACAUCCUCUUGAAUGGCGACACAGACGAAUGGAUCGGUCGCGUCGCUGCAUUCGUUGCUAUGGGCGCCUCGCUCCGAUUGCUCCUAAGCAUUCAAGCAUCCAUCGCUGCAGGGACGUUGUCCGGAGUCACGGCCGCCGCUCUCGUGUACUUUCGUCGGCGAUGGUGGGCCAGCCGCCGCACCAGCAGCAGCGUUCAGCACCUUACAUCCGACUCGACGUCCACGUGCUCCUUAAGGCAGUAACACAGGUAUAUGGUCCAUGCACACUUCUGCCUAAUGGACGACAUGAUCCUCAUUAAACAAUACGACAAGCUCUCGUCUACGCGACGGAACUCCUGUCGACUGGACGGUGUACGUCCAUUACGUC
Molecule: messenger RNA, 467 nt
Organism: Aphanomyces invadans
Lineage: Eukaryota; Oomycota; Saprolegniomycetes; Saprolegniales; Verrucalvaceae
Exons: 1
Coding region: 43-399 (118 amino acids)
Source: RefSeq, a predicted model, not a curated record